Messenger RNA from Monopterus albus (swamp eel), 4596 nucleotides. It is a transcript of the gene map2k5, whose product is annotated as mitogen-activated protein kinase kinase 5. Bases 308 to 1657 code for a protein of 449 amino acids. The record is from RefSeq and is a predicted model, not a curated record. Gene Ontology annotation, biological process: MAPK cascade; protein phosphorylation. The transcript has 22 exons. Lineage: Eukaryota; Metazoa; Chordata; Actinopteri; Synbranchiformes; Synbranchidae. Gene Ontology annotation, molecular function: MAP kinase kinase activity; protein binding; ATP binding.
UCGGAAACACUGUCGAGGAUGUGGUUUCCUCAAAACUAGCUGCAGUGCUAAAUUGCUCAGAAGAAUCACUGUGAAACUUUGCUUUAGAAAGCAGGCGAGUACAAAUUUAGAACUAGAGGUAAAUCAUUCAUGCGGUUAUGAAGUGACUUGAUUGUGGCCAUCGACUGGGUAAAAAUCACUUAACACAACUGCUCUGCUGAGCAGGAUGCUAGCAUGUGUGGUUAGCAAACAUUUGCAGGGACUUAGCUCGUUUAACUAGCUUUAACCGUCAGCCAAGUCUUAUUAUGAGGCUUAUUUUUUUCGCUUUAUGCUUAUACUCGAUUUAAUGGACCUCUGCGCAAUGGACACCGAGGCAAUAGUGAUUCGCAUAAAAACUCCUACAGGGGACAUGGACUCGUCCGUCGAGUCUCCAUCUCUUCUGAACUUCAAUGACUUGCUGGUCGGAAUCAGAGAUAUUAUGCCUGAAGCCACUGUCACAGCAUUUGAAUAUGAGGAUGAGGUUGGGGACAGAAUCACUGUAAGAAGUGAUGAAGAACUCAAAGCCAUGUUGUCAUAUUACUGCAACACAAUGAAUGAACAACGCAUGAAUGGACUGCUGCCAGACCCGCUACAGAUUUUUCCGAGAGCCGGCAAGACUCCAGGGAUCCGGAACAUACAUGGCCUGAAGGUUAAUACGAGACCUAACCCAGCCAGUGACUGCACUCAGGGUGUCCCAGACUCCAUAGCCAACAACAGCUUAAAAAAAUCAUCUGCUGAACUGAAGAGGAUCUUGACAAAUGGGCAGAUAAAUGCACAAGAUAUUCACUAUCAAGAGCAACUCGGCCAUGGAAAUGGAGGAACAGUUUACAAAGCGUACCAUGCUCUUGGCAAGCGGGUUUUAGCUGUCAAGGUUAUUCCCCUAGAUAUCACAGUGGAACUACAGAAGCAGAUCAUGUCAGAAUUAGAAAUUCUCUACAAGUGUGAUUCACCCUACAUCAUCACAUUCUUCAGUGCCUUUUUUGUUGAGAACAGGAUAUCCAUAUGCACAGAAUUUAUGGACGGUGGUUCUUUGGAUGUGUACAAAAGAAUUCACGAGCCUGUGCUGGGGAGGAUUGCAGUGGCAGUAGUUAAAGGCCUGACAUAUUUGUGGAGCCUGAAGAUACUUCACAGAGAUGUCAAGCCUUCCAAUAUGCUGGUGAACACCCGAGGACAAGUCAAGCUCUGUGACUUUGGUGUCAGCACACAGUUGGUGAAUUCUAUUGCCAAAACUUAUGUGGGGACUAACGCAUACAUGGCACCAGAAAGGAUAUCAGGAGAACAGUAUGGUAUCCAUGCAGAUGUCUGGAGUGUGGGAAUCUCUUUCAUGGAGUUGGCGCUAGGUAUGUUCCCCUAUCCGCAGAUUCAGAAAAGCCAAGGAUCUCUAAUGCCUCUGCAGUUACUGCAAUGCAUCGUUGAUGAGGAUCCUCCGGUCCUUCCUGUCGGCCAGUUCAGUGAGAAGUUUGUUCACUUCAUCACUCAGUGCAUGCGACGACAACCCAAAGAGAGGCCUGCCCCUAACAACCUCAUGGAUCACGCCUUCAUCGUUCAGUAUAAUGAUGGCAAUGCAGAGGUGGUGUCGAUGUGGGUUUGUCGCUGUCUGGAGGAGAGGCGAGCUCAGCAGGCUCAGGGUCGCAUCUGACGCUCUCCUGCCAUCCGUCCAUGGUGGACCAGAAUGUUUGAUCCCAAACCUUGGACACUUAUCAAAGACUUCCGGGUCAAGUAUGUCCAUACAAGUGAAUUUAUGUUGCAUGGACAAGUCACCCGAUGUGAAAUACUUUGUGAGUAGUUUUUAUUUAACAGUAUUAAUGCGCCGUGACAAUGAGGAACUCGCAUCCUUUGAACGGAAUAUUAAUCUCUGCAUCCAGAAAGCGCAGAUAAAUCUGUGCUUUCCUCACUCACAGCUUGGUCCCCAUGUUUUUCAGGAGUAUACAGAAAUGCAGUGAGCAUCACAGUCUGAUGAAUGGAGAUAAAUAUUUUCCUAAUUUAAAGGAUCAGGAGCAUUAAACAGUGUCAAAGCACAAGACUGCAGUACCCUGGCAGAGCUGUGCUGUUUCUAGGAUGGUGUCUCAAAUAACCGCCUUGUGCUUUACUGUUGGCAGCCCUCUAGUGAAUGUUAAGGUUUUUGCCUGUGACUAACUGCUCAUGUAUGUGCCUGUUUUUCCACUGGUGUCAAUUUAUUACCUCAACAAAUUUAGGUAAUUACCUGAAAUAGCAAGAUUUCUCCCCAUAAUGUAGCGAUUUUCAUCUUGUGGAAUAGAACAUGUAUGCGGUUAUUCCCAACUCUGUGAGGUAGGGAGUUAUUUGAAUAGUUCCAGUGAGUCUGAAGCAGCUCUACAAUGUUACACAGCGGACUGAAACAUUGACAUGUCUUUGUUUUUAUUCUUGAGCUCACUGAACAGACAAUUUAUUUUUCACGUUCGGCAGGAGGAGCCAGGGUUUAUUUCUGUUUAAACCCGUUCUUAACUUGGCUGCGUGUCCUUUCUUUCCAUUUUUUCCCAGACAUGCCUGUCAUUGAAUGUCACUGAAUAAAAUGAUGGACAGGAAGUCUCCACUUUCAUUCAACAGCUGUUUGUUUUUCUAGAAACCAUUAAGAAUUGUAAAGACCACAGACAGUUGAAGCAAAACCUCUCAAGAACCUGUUUCAAGUUUUAUCUACUGUCACGAGUAAAUUCUUACUUUAUCAAGAUAUGUACUGUAUAGAAAUUCUGCCUUUUAUUGGAUUACCCAGUGAGUAGAGGGAAAACACUAUACCUAACACCAAAGACCAUUGACAAGCCAAAUGGUUUAUUAUAUGGAUUUCUCAUGACUAAGGCAAAGAUAAUGGCUUAAGUGACUAACAUGAAUUGAUUCGACAACCACUUUAUGUGCAGCUGACGAAAUUUAUAAAGCUUAAGUGCAGUUAAAUGGUAUUUCCACAAAGGCACCAUAAAUGCAGCCUUCGGUGGCACAUGUACAGUGUGAGAAUGUAACAGCAGAACAUCUGUGUAGCUGAAAAGGCUUAAAACACCAGUUUAUUAUACAAGUGAUGUGUGGUCUCUUCAGUGCCCUGUUUUUUCACCUGCUAUGAUGAGGCGACAUGGAUAGGUAGACCUCAUUCACUGGCCUUUUAACAGUAAAUCAUCCAAAACAUGGGCCCAAUUUUGUUGUUUGUAGAGCAAAUAAACGUGCUCCAUCAUGUCAUUCAAAAUUUGGGAACUCAUUAUUUUGCAUUUAAUAUUCAGAAUGGGUCCUUUGUUGUUUUUUUGUUUUGUUUUGUUUUUUUUUUUGCUACCUGAAGUAACAUGCUUUUUGAUUUAAGUAAUGCUUUUCUGUACAGGAAAUAGUAGAAAUAUUUAAAUCUCAAACUUGUGUCCCAGCUCCAAACUACAUACUAAUUCUAAUCAGGUUUUGAAUAUGUAGUGGAUGUAUGCAUAACUAAAUGAAUGUAUUCAAAAAUCCAAGUGGCCAUACAUAUCUGCCGGGGGGAGGGAUGUUUGUUUGUUUUGGUUUUUGUUCUUUUAUUGUUUUCGUGGGUCUAUUUAACGGCACUGUCAUCACUUGUUGUUAAUGAGUCUUAAAAACAAGAAAAUCAAAUUUGACAAAAGAAAAUUAUUUUGACUCAAGGUUCACUUACAAGGUUUUUCCAAAACUAAGAAGACCACAAAAGGCAGUUUGAAUGUCGCGGUUAAAUCUAGCAUUUUGUCAGGCUGCAGUUUCCAAGGUCAAGAAUGAACAUUCGCCCUCGGGACAAACAUGUUUCUUUCUUUUGAAGAUUCACAGUUUUAUAUCACUGUGAGUGUUCAAAUCACAGUUCGUCCAUCUGCACACAUUUUGUAUAAUUUAUUUUACAAGAACCAAACUAUUAAAUAAAAUACAUGUAUGCUUCCCACAGUUAUGUGGAUUUCUGUGCACUGUCAUUCAUUUUCAGUAAAAUGUUAAUAUUGCUCCAGUAAUUGAACUCAAAAUUUGAAGAUGUUCAUGUGCAAUUAAAUGUUAUAUGUGCAUUUGUUUUCCAGUGGUUGCACAAAGAACAUUAUGUGUACUCUGCCUCAAAACACAUAUAUUGUCAAUUGUAUUCAUCAAACUCACUUUGGGUAAGUCCAGUUCUACUGUACUGUUGAUACAUCUGUGAGAAUUGCACCUAACAUUAAGCUGGGCUAAAAUGUAACCAGAGGUAUAAGUACUUCAGUCUGGUAAAGGAAAUAGUCGGAGUGCGGUGGUCGUUGACUGAUGAUUGCAAAUGUUAUACAAUUUAUUCAUGCAACUCAAAAGAAACAGAAGAAAACCAUUUAUUUUCUCAACAGAUGUACUAGAGUUUGGCGAUAUCCUCAUUGACUGAGUUUUAAAUAUGAAUUUGUCAUAUCAGUGGGAACACACACGCACAUAUAUAUUUGUUUUUUGUUUUCAGCCUGCAGAGAUCAUCUCUUGUGACUCUUGUCCUGUUAUUUUUUUCAUAUUUUUGUGUAAACCACAAAGCAUCAAGCUAGUAAUGGGACUCAGCAGAAAUAUUAGUGCUGUGAUGUUACUGGCUGAUUAUGGCCUUUUCUGUAAUUAUCUUGUCGGCACAUAUUCCAACAGUAAUGCUCAAAUAAAAUGUAU